This is a messenger RNA of Tigriopus californicus, 1114 nucleotides long. RefSeq lists its product as uncharacterized. The record is from RefSeq and is a predicted model, not a curated record. NCBI's taxonomy places the organism in Eukaryota, Metazoa, Arthropoda, Copepoda, Harpacticoida, Harpacticidae. The coding region runs from base 494 to 823 and encodes 109 amino acids. The transcript is spliced from 4 exons.
GCAAUUCUAUCCUACCACGAUGAGGCGAGGUGUGUAAGGUGUUAGGGGGGACUCAUUGAUGCCUCCUACAUCAGCCGAUACUGUAGUCUACCUGUCAUCAUCAACGACAGUGUCCUUGCACGCAACAUCAACCAACCUAAAUGUUUCCACAGUCGAAAUAUGCCGAGAAAUUGAUCUUGGAGAAUUUCGUCUCAUCAAAGACAAGGCAAAUGUUCAGCCUUUUCACUUGGCUCAAAUCACCUCAAUUAGUCAAAGAAAAUGCUCGAUAGUGGAAUAGAUAUUGAAUGUUUAUUAAGCAAGUCCGCGGUAAAAAGUCCUUCUCCCUCGUGUUUGUUGAGUUCUGAGAGCUUUCGUGGCGGGAAACGUAGCUCAAUCCGAGAAGAGACAGAGAGAAUGAGAGGGAUGAUAUAAAAAGGACAAUGUCUCGUUCAAAGGCCAACAGUUUCUCCUCGACAUCAGCUCAAACCCAUCCAAAGCCAAGCCUAAAAGAGACAUGAAUAAAUUUGGAUUGAUCUUCCUCGUGGUUGUGAUCAUUCUCUUGUCGUCCAGUCACGGACAGAGAAUGAACGGCAAUCUGUUUAAACGCGAAAAUCAAGGUUUCUACACGACACGUUUUGGACGACGAAGUGACCCAAGCAUGGCCAAGGCUCAACACAAUGAGGCUAAAAUGGAACACAUGAAAGCCAAUGAACGCGGGAUCGGUCAGAGUGUGGAAGGUUAUGAUGAUCAGGGUAAUGUGGUUCAUUGCGUCGUCGCCAGUGGAUCCAAAGGGCUUUACAUAUGCCAAAGAGAAACCGAUGAGAAUUGGGUAUUUCUGAAUUAAAGGUGAGGCAAAGAUCCUCUUGAUCCUCUUGCCGAUUGAUGAAGAACAUUCCAAACUACACUCUCAAAGGCAUCGCACGGGGAGAUCUCAGGAGCCAAAAAUAUCCCGACGUUAUCAGUUAAUCCCGGUAGAUUUGUGUGGCUCGUUUCUCCGAGGACACAUGCAUAUCCAAGACCAGUAUUUCCGAUUCAUGAUUGCUUUGUUACCCUCCUCCCUUGCUCUCUAAAACCACUUGUUUACCAUGUCUUCGCCAAUUCUAAUCUUGUCAAUAAAAAACGAAAUCAAAGGCCA